AUGGGAACCAUUAUUUCAAGGAAGAAAAGAAACGCUGUUAUAAACAGCCAAUCAGAAGCUGCCAUUCCAGACAGGUCAGCUGAGGAGGAAGGCACACCCUAUAUGGGUAACCAAGCCACUAACCAGGAACCAACUGCCACUCCAGGCAAAUCAUCUGAUGGGGAGGACACACCCCACAUGGCUAACCAAGCCACCAAUCAGGGACUAACUGUAUGCAUUUCCCAUGACAACAUGAAUGAGUCCGAUACCGAAGAAGAUUCUGAAGCGAGAGAUGAAAGUGAUUCGGAAAAGUCUCACGAUGAAAGCAAUGAUGAUAAAAACCAGUCUGCGCAUGACUCAGUGAGAGAGCUUUCUGUCAGCUCCAAAUCAAGCGAAAGUGUCUCGACAGAGGCAAGUGCAUCUGAGAGGAGUAAAACAAGAUCGGCGUUGGAUGGGGUGUCAUCAAAUGAGGACUUCGCAAAGGCUUGGAAGGAAGCUUUAUUGGAAGAUCUCGAUAUAAACGUCUCAGACAAUGUCAAAAUUGUCAGGAUAUUUACAAGUUCGACAUUCACAGGUAAUAGGAGAGAAUUAUUGCAACGUAAUCUCAUGAAUGACCCCCCGCCGCGCCGGAAGGGGCUUUUUAGGGCUUUCAUCCAUUUUAGAGGGGGAAGCCUAUGAUUAUUUGUCUCUUCGGUACGUAACAACCAUAAGGUAAAGUAUUUCCCCUUAAGAACAAUAAGAAAACUACAAAGCUAACCAAAAAAACAAACUGAGGGACAAGGCGAACAGUGGUUUAUGUAUAUGACCAUAAAACGCACAUAAUAAAUUUACCCGAAUAGUGUUGACUAGGAACCCUAUGACCUAAACGAAUUGAGAGUAUAAGAAGACUGUGUUAUCAGUUGUUAAUUUGUGUGGUAAGCGUUGGUAAAUGACUGGGAGAGAUUAGAAAUUGGGCGUGGAACUUCACAGCAGGCCUUUUUCUUAGUUAUCUAAGGCGUCAGGGGCCAUUUAUGCAAGAGGAAGUAGGAGUCAACUAAACGAAUUGACAGAUCUGGAGUAAAAAAAGUGUGGGCGGAAAAAAGGCUGCCGGAACGGGGGCGUCACUUGCAAAAAGAAAGCUGCGCCUUAGUCAGAUGUUGCGCGUGCUCGUAAUUACCUUUUCUUGUGCAUCGUUUCCCGCAAUACUGCAAAGUAAGGAGCUUUGAAAAUAUUGAGCAUCAAGUUUUCUCGAUUGUGAUGGAUUAGUUAAUGAUAUUUUUUUGUCAUUCGUAGAUACCUUUGUGGAACGUAAUGCCCUUAUGGUGCGCGUCUACCCUCGACUUAAAUCCUUCUGUCAAGAGAGAGGCUAUGACUUCCAAGUGGUGGACAUGAGAUGGGGGGUCCGGGACGAGUCCACCGAUGAUCACAUGACCACUGAUCUCUGCAUGAGAGAGCUGCGCGCAUGCCAGAAGCUAUCAACAGGACCAAACUUCAUCGUGAGUACAAAACUCAGUUUUUGUUAAGCUUCCGUUGGAUUGUUCAUAUUUCUAGCUUCUUGCUUUCAUCCUCCCUUGAUGCACUUUCCCAGUUAAAGAAAAGGGGCUACCAUUCAAAAUAAAGGAGAUGAAUAAAACAGCUUUAAAGUACCUUUUUUAAAAAAGUAUCGAGCCUCGCUUGGUAGCCUGAUCACAUUAUAAAACGUAUAGAGCUUCACCCAAAAGUUGUAUCUGAGCUCUCAAAGACAGACCCGCUAAGCACCAGCCUAAGCUUUUCCCCUUUAAGUAGACUUCCGCCAUUUACAGAACGAAAUGCAGGCAAACAAGUGAAAAUCGUUCCCAACGGCUAUCCUCUCUUGCUAGCUACUUAUAUCUGCCUAAGCGAGGGAUUCACGCUAUGAGGGUGUACGCCAUGAGCAAUGUUGAAAUUUCAUCGUAGAAUGAAAGUUCCCCUAGCUUGAUCAGCUUUUGUGAACCCUCUAGAGAUAAUGGUUGUGUACUGCUUAUAUUACAGACAUUCCUUGGACAAAAGUACGGCUAUCGCCCCUUUCCCCCCCCCCCCUCCCCCCGCGCCGGAAGGGGCUUUUUAGGGCUUUCAUCCAUUUUAGAGGGGGAAGCCUAUGAUUAUUUGUCUCUUCGGUACGUAACAACCAUAAUGUAAAGUAUUUCCCCUUAAGAACAAUAAGAAAACUACAAAGCUAACCAAAAAAAUACAACCGAGGGACAAAGCGAACAGUGGUUUAUGUAUAUGACCAUAAAACGCACAUAAUAACUUUGCCCGAAUAGUGUUGACUAGGAAGCCUAUGACCUAAACGAAUUGACAGUAUAAGAAGACUGUGUUAUCAGUUGUUAAUUUGUGUGGCAAGCGUUGGUAAAUAACUGGGAGAGAUUAGAAAUUGGGCGUGGAACUUCACAGCAGACCUUUUUCUUAGUUAUCUAAGGUGUCAGGGGCCAUUUAUGCAAGAGGAAGUAGGAGUCAACUAAACGAAGUGAAAGAUCUGGAGUAAAAAAAGUGUGGGCGGAAAAAAGGCUGUCCGGAACGGGGGCGUCAGUUGCAAAAAGAAAGCUGCGCCUUAGUCAGAUGUUGCGCGUGCUCGUAAUUACCUUUUCUUGUGCAUCGUUUCCCUCAAUACUGCAAAGUAAGGAGCUUUAAAAAUGUUGAGCAUCAAGCUUUCUCUUUGUGAUGGAUUAGUUAAUGAUAUUUUUUUGUCAUUCGUAGAUACCUUUGUGGAACGUAAUGCCCUUAUGGUGCGCGUCUACCCUCGACUCAAAUCCUUCUGUCAAGAGAGAGGCUAUGACUUCCAAGUGGUGGACAUGAGAUGGGGGGUCCGGGACGAGUCCACCGAUGAUCACAUGACCACUUAUCUCUGCAUGAGAGAGCUGCGUGCAUGUCAGAAGCUAUCAACAGGACCAAACUUCAUCGUUAGAACAAAACUCAGUUUUUGUUAAGCUUCCGUCAGAAUGUUCAUAUUUCUAGCUUCCUGCUUUCAUCCUCCCUUGAUUCACUUUCCCAGUUAAAGAAAAGGGGCUGCCAUUCAAAAUAAAGGAGAUAAUAAAACAGCUUUAAAGUACCUUUUUUAAAAAAGGAUCGAGCCUCGCUUGGUAGCCUGAUCACAUCAUAAAACGUAUAAAGCUUCACCCAAAAGUUGUAUCUGAGCUCUCAAAGACAGACCCUCUAAGCACCAGCCUAAGCUUUUCCCCUUUAAAUAGACUUCCGCCAUUUACAGAACGAAAUGCAGGCAAACAAGUGAAAAUCGUUCCCAACGGCUAUCCUCUCUUGCUAGCUACUUAUGUCUGCCUAAGCGAGGGAUUCACACUAUGAGGGUGUACGCCUUGAGCAAUGUUGAAAGUUCAUCGUAGAAUGAAAGUUCCCCUAGCUUGAUCAGCUUUUGUGAACCCUCUAGAGAUAAUGGUUGUGUACUGCUUAUAUUACAGACAUUCCUUGGACAAAAGUACGGCUAUCGCCCCUUUCCGGCUAAGGUUAAGUCAUCUGAGUUCGAGACGCUCCUUGCGGCAGUUGAGAAAGAAGACGAUCUUCAGCUCUUGAAGCACUGGUUCUGGCGAGAUGACAACGCAGUUCCUGCUCAAUAUUUGCUUCAGCCAAUUACGUCAUUGCUCCCCGAUUAUCGCAAUUACGAAAACAAGGAGUUACGUAAGAAGGCGUCCUCUGAUUGGUGGGCUGCGUUUGAAAGAAUGCAAGUUGUUUUGAGGAUUGCCGCUGACAAGGUGCUAGACGAUAAAGAGCGACAUAAGUAUCAUAUGUCAGGUAAGCUGUCCACCUCGGCGAAGAACAAUCUAGUAAUUUGACAGGUUUGGCUGCCUAUCAUGUUUUUGGUAGUUUCAUUUAGUGAGGGAUCACCUGUCUUGAUGAAACUAACACUUACAACAAAAGGACGUUUUUGAACUAAUUUUGAAAUUCUUGGAUGAUACAUAAUUGAUUGCCUAACAUCUUUUGAGGGAAAUCAUGUUUUUAAAAGCCUCGGUCUUUCCUGACUAAGAACAAGAGAGGAUGAUUUCUAAAAUGAAACCGUUUUUUUAGUCUUGCCGGUUUGAUUUAGUGAUAAUGUCGGCAUUCACAUUCUUUUGUUGUCAUUUCGAUUGUUCGUUUAGUGACGGAAGACGAAAUUCGCCGUGGCAUCAUUACAGUAUCGACUCCGGAAAAGCACUGUUUUUGGUUUAAAAGGGUGAUUACAGAUCUCAUCCAAAAUGCUGACGAUCGCAACGCUGCCAAGUUCGUGGACAAGACGUACGGAGCAGAGCAUUCAGUUAUCGAUGAGUCUGCACGGGGCCUGUUAGCACGUUUGAGAGAAAGUGAGCUACUAACUGCUCUCGCAGAAAAAAACGUGCUUGAAUACAAAGUCAAGUGGACAAGUGAAGGAAUAAGUCCAGAUACAUCUGAUGAGCAUGCUAAGUAUCUUGACAAGCUUUGUACAGACGUCUACAAUGUUUUGAGCAGUAUGAUUCAAGAGGCCAUUUCAGAGAAAGAAACCAAUGAAGAGAAAAAUCCAGUAACUGAAGAAGUAUUACAACAUGCGUUAUUCUGCCAAAGAAAAGGCUUAGCUUGUCAAGGACGAGACAGUUUUCUCUCUUUAGUAAAGAGAUCCUUGCUUGACAAUGACAGUAAGCGUGUGAGUGUACUCCAUGGAGAAUCCGGCUGCGGUAAGACAUCCAUUAUGGCCAAGAUAGCUGUAGAUAUCAGGAAAUGGCUGGAACCAGAGUCAGCUAUUGUGGUGCUGAGAUUCAUUGGCACAUCUCCCGAAUCAUCCAACAUCAGAAUGCUGUUGAGGAGUGUUUGCCAGCAGCUGUAUAUGAUCACCGGAAAUGAGAUCACGGAAAUUCCAGAGGCAAGUUGGUACAUAAAAAUAAUUGAUUUAUGAAUCUAUGAAUUACAUAAUGUCAGAUGGAUUGUUGGAGUACCUUGCUAUUGUGGAUUACGGCCUCUUAGAGCAAUUAUCCGCAGUUUGGCAGAUAAUCAUCUGAUAUCAAACUUGUCUUUUGUUCCUUUGCUAUAUCAGAAACUAAUGUAUCGAAAUCCUUGUAGGAUCCACUGGAGCUGUAUGAGUUUUUUCCAAAGUGCUUAGAUGAAGCCUGCAAUUCUCGUCCCGUGGUGGUGAUGCUUGAUUCUUUAGACCAACUCCCUGCUGGUGAAGGAGGAAGGCGCUUAGAUUGGUUGCCGAAGAAACUACCUGACAAUUGCUACUUUGUUUUGUCGACUCUACCCGGCUCCGACUACGAGUGUCUACCCUUGUUGAAGGUAAUAAAUAACUCUAAUUAGAUAGCAAAGACGAACUAACACAAACCAGUCCUUGAUUCCGGUUAAGAUAAAAACACCUUUUUUCCAAUCCGGAAAAAGCAUUUGUGCGAGCAAAUUUAUGUUCUUUCUAUUUGUUCCCGACUGGCAUAAUUUAGGCUCCUUUCUUUUCUUAACGAUGUGGUCGUACGUUAUCAGGAAACUUGUUAUAAAGCCGCUAAAUGGGCACAACAGAACCAGAUAAAUGCUAAUAAAAAUGUCCCCUUACUUUGUCUUUACAACAGGAACUCUAUCUUGACUCGUCCUUUCUGGAAGUGCCAACGAUUCCAGCAAAUGAGGCUGACAUAAUUUUAGAGAGCUGGUUAUCGUCUUCGCAGCGCUCACUAACAACUGAUCAGAAACAGAUGGUUUUAAAUGCCUUUGAAAAGUGCCCGCUUCCUCUGUUUUUGAAGCUGUCUUUUGACGAAGCUUGUCGCUGGAAGUCGUAUACCUCAACAAGUGAAACAAAAUUAGCACCCAGCGUAAAAGACAUCAUUAAUGAUUUUCUGGAUCAAGUCGAGCGUAGGCAUGGGAAGAUUUUGGUCAACCAAGCGCUGGCUUAUGUUACUGCAUCCAAAAAUGGCCUGACCGAACCUGAACUAGAGGAUAUCCUCUCCCUGGACGAUGAGGUCCUUAAUGAUGUAUAUCAGUACUGGACACCCCCAGUUCGAAGACUACCACCGCUUCUUUGGAUUCGUGUCCGAUCCGACCUUGGGGAUUACCUCAUUGAACGGGGAGCAGAUGACGCUCGUCUGAUCUACUGGUACCAUCGGCAGUUCAUCGAAGUAGCAAUCAACCGAUACUUAAAGGCAAGAAAAGAAGUUCAUACCAAGCUUGCUGAUUUCUUUACUGGAAUGUGGUCCGAUGGUGCAGCAAAACCUUUUGCUGACAAGAACGGAGAAACAGUGCUAAAAGAUCGGUUAGUGGCCAGACAACCCUUAAUGUUUCACAACGAGAAAGAAAACAAGGCAGUUUAUAACUUGCGAAAGCUCAGUGAGCUUCCAUUUCAUCUGUUGCACGCAGGCAAUCUGAAGAGACUCAAAGAAGAGACACUCUGCAAUUUUGAAUUCCUCUUGGCCAAGCUACGAGCAACAUCCUUGGAAACUGUUCUUGAUGACUUUACAGCAUCUUUGGUGUUAUAUCCAGAAGAUGAAGAUCUCGUCACAUUGGAGAAAACCCUACAGUUGUCAUCCUUCGCUUUGAAAGGAGACGCCAAUCAACUAGCUCCACAACUUCUUGGAAGGUUAACGGUGGGCUUUGAUUUAGUAAAAUUCAGCGGCAUCCACAUCCUGCUUCAACAGGCUUAUUCCUCCUCAGUGCCCUGUCUCAUACCGAACGACAAAUGCUUGACAUCACCUGGAGGAUCCUUGAUUUCGUCAAUAAAGAUACCUGGCGAGCCCACCACUCAGUGCUGUGGUUUCAGUUGCGAUGGAGAAACGGCGUUCAUCGCCUCCUCGUUCUCAGAGUCUCUUCAGUUGUUGAUUAUCAACUUGUUGAACGGCAAAACUCUGCAAAGAGUAACUAUACCAGAGUCCCAAGGUGGUGGCUUGGUGUGGAGUAUCCAGGGAAGCCAAAUUACGCCAGACCUUCUCCUUUUAGCAGGCUCCGCUGACAUACUUCUAAUGAAAGCAUCCAAAGGUCAAAUAGUGCAGAAAUUCGCCGCCCUUGAUGAAGAAAGCCAAUACUCUCCGAUGCCACCAGUUGCCUUCGCAGACAAUGAAACGCGGAUUGUCGCUAUAACAGAUAAGAACCUUAAGAUAUGGACAGUUAAAGAUGGCCGCCUUCUACACCAAAUUGACAUAGGCAAAAUAUCAACCGAUGAGCAGUAUGGUUCCUUGGGAACAUCAGGAUACUUAGCAGCAUUCUGUGUCCAUGUGUCAGGGAGCUUCAAGGUCCUCGACUGCAGAACGGGCAAGAUGCUUAGAGAAGUCAGCGUAUUCAGUGAAGCUGAUGAAUGUUUCAUUGCCGAGGUCAAAGUUACCUCAAAGGACCAAGUUGUUGUGACUUCUUCAGAGAAAAAUAAUCUUCGUUUGUACGAUCUUCAUUCUGGAGAUUUAAUCAGAGAGGUGCCGCAGUUUAGAAUUAACUCUGGCCUUCUUCGUCUUCAAAUCACAAAAGACGGAGCAAAAGCAGUGGGUAUUCAUGAUUACGAGAUUCUGAUUACAAACCUUGAGGAUGGAACAGUUAAUAAAACCUUGAAGAGUGAGUCGUUCGGGACACUGAUAAUUCAUCAAAAUUUCUACACCAGAGAUGGAAAAUAUGGUAUUUCAAUUGCUCAUGAUGAAGUAAUUCGCAUCUAUGACCUAGAACAAGCUGUUAAGGAGAACAAAAAGGCCGUUCAAAAAGGAUCUAAGAAUCAUAAGGCGGUGUCUUCAGUUGAUUCAAUUACAUAUCUCACACGUGAUGACUGUACUGACAGAUAUGUUAUUGCCAUUGCGACGGUCAAUGGCACCAACGAAAUUCUCAUUUGGGACACUUUCAAAGGUGCAAAAGCGAGGGCACUCAAGAUGACCCAAGAUUUGCCACCCAGCACAAUUCGAAUGGGCGCAACAACCCGUGCGGUUGGUUAUAUCCACGACAAAGAUUUCCUUCACUUCCAAGUAUUUGACCUGCACGCCGGGAAAAUUGAACGACGGUUGCAGGGUAAAGCACCCAAAAGGACUGAAGCUUUUGGGUUCACUGACGACAGCCACAUCAUCACAUUUUCCCGCGGGAGACGCAACCUUAAAGUAUGGAAUAUCAAUGAUGGUAAGCUAGUCAGCCAAUACAAGUUUGGACAGAAGUUUCGAUUUGAAGACAUGCUUGUCAGCAGGAAUGGUAACGCAGUUGUCUGCAGUCAAGUGGGUCAGACAGUUGAACAUGAUGAAAGCAGUGUGCCGCUGGCUUUCUUGAACCCGCAGAAUGGAGAGCAGAAGUUCUUAGAAGAGAAGGGAACCCAAUUGUUGCUCUGGAAUGGAUGCGUUUCGGACGACGGACGCUACCUCGUUUGCUUGACCAAGGAAUACAGUGCACAGCUUUGGGACUUGACGAAUGGGCGAAUGAUGUAUAGGCUCAGUGUUGAUGAAGAAAACACCCAUGUCAUUGCCACGGCAAUAUCAACGCUCAGCAAUGUAAUUCUUACCGGCGAGAGCGAUGGAGGUAUCAACGUUUGGGACAUUACCAGUGGCCAUGUUCAGUACACUUUCUUUUGCGAUGACGUCGAUUCCUUAUUCAUUACAAAAGACGGACGAGUGGCAUUCUCUAACUAUCGUUCUAACAAUCGCAACAUUGAUGCUUGGGACUUAAGCAAUGGUUCAAAGUUAGCUUCCUUCACCUCAGACUGGAAACCUGAACGAAUUGUGAUCUGCGGCAACCGCCUCGUAGUUGCGAAAGCGGACAAGCCAGAGCUUAUGUCGCUACGUCCUCACAUUCCCGGAUAUACAGAAGAUGUCGCAAAUGAGGAUGGUCAUUUCAUGGAUUGUCCCUUGGAAAGUCAGAUGCAGCCCCUAUUGGAGAUUGCAAGUGGUGAAGAUGAAGAUGAAGAUGAAGAUGACGAUUUUGAUCAAACUGACAUUCAGAAAACAGAGCUAACUAAGAAGGCAGUGUAUGCAAGCCCGAAUGUUAUAAUCGGAGGGGGUAGUUCAGUAUUUGCGUCGAAGAAUAUUUUCAUUUCUGGUAACGUCACAAUUAAUGGUAUUCCAAUACAAGAUUUGUAG
Messenger RNA from Porites evermanni, 8939 nucleotides. NCBI's taxonomy places the organism in Eukaryota, Metazoa, Cnidaria, Anthozoa, Scleractinia, Poritidae. The record is from the annotation of a GenBank genome assembly.